GUGAUGAACGUGAGUCUGGCCGAGGGCGACGUGGUCAGAUUUGAAGACCUGGCCGGCCGGGAACCUUCUGUCCUGGCCAACGAGUCCAUCUUACUGAAAGGUCUGGUGGUACGCAGCUGGAGCAACCAAAUCUCCAUCCACUUCCGCAGCCGGCAGCCGCAGUCCAGCUCCUUGCUGCUGCGUUACCAAGCAUUUGUGUUGAGUUGCAACUUCCCUGAUAGACCAGCAUAUGGGGACGUGUCUGUCACCAGCCUGCAUGCAGGGGGAGAGGCCUAUUUCUACUGCUUCAAUGGAUACCAACUCCAGGGUCCCUCCACCCUCACAUGCCGCAAUGCCACCACACCCUACUGGAGCGGCAAAGUGCCGCGCUGUCUUGUGGCCUGCGGUGGAAUGGUGAAAAACGCGACUCUCGGCCGCAUUGUGUCUCCUGGUUUCCCUGGCAACUACAGCAACAACCUGACCUGCCACUGGGUGCUGGAGGCCCCUGAGGGUCAACGGCUGCAUGUGCACUUCGAGAAGGUGGCCCUCGCGGAAGACGAUGACAGGUUUCUGAUUAAAAACGGCAACCACAUUGAUUCGCCGAUUUUGUACGACUCGUACGAGGUGGAAUACCUUCCUAACGAGGGAAUCGUUAGUUCCGCCAGACAUCUCUUUGUGGAGUUUACGACGGAUGGUUUCGGUACCAACACAGGAGUAGCCAUCAGAUAUGAAGCUUUUGCAGCAGGUCACUGCUACGAGCCAUUCGUCAAGUACGGCAACUUCACCACCACUGACAGCACCUAUGCUGUGGGCACGGUCAUGGAGUUCACCUGUGACCCCGGAUACCCCCUGGAGCAGGGCUCUGUUAUCAUCGAGUGCAUGGAUCCCAGCAACCCUCAAUGGAAUGAGACUGAGCCCGCCUGCAGAGCGGUUUGCAGUGGAGAGAUCACAGAUUCAGCUGGGGUGGUGUUGUCUCCAAACUGGCCUGAGGCCUAUGAUAAGGGUCAGGACUGCAUCUGGGGGAUCCAUGUUGAAGAAGACAAGAGGAUCAUGCUAGACAUCCAAGUUCUCCACAUGGGAAAGAACGACCUGCUGACUUUUUACGAUGGAGAUGACCUGACUGCAAAGAUUCUGGGCCAGUACAGCGGUUCCCGUCCUCGCUUUAAACUCUACACCUCCAUGGCUGAUGUGACCAUUCAGUUCCAGUCGGACCCUGCUACCAACAUCUAUGGCUACAACAAUGGUUUUGUGGUGCACUUUUUCGAGGUUCCCCGUAACGACACCUGUUCAGAGCUUCCGGAGAUUUCCAAUGGCUGGAAGACCACAUCUCACCCUGACCUGGUGCACGGCACGUUGGUGACCUAUCAGUGUUACCCAGGCUUUGAGGUGGUGGGCACCGAAAUGCUCAUGUGUCAGUGGGACCUGACCUGGAGCGGAGACUUGCCUAGCUGUGAAAGAGUCCUGUCAUGCCCAGACCCAGGCACGGUGGAGCACAGUCGCAGGGUGAUGUCAGGCCCGCGUCUCAUCGUGGGCUCUACUGUCCAGUACAUCUGUAACAAAGGCUACUCGCUGUCAGGAAACAGCCUGCUCUCCUGCUACCACCGUGACUCCACCGGCCCCAAAUGGAGCGAGAAACUGCCCAAAUGCAUUCCUGAUUCGUAUGAGCCGUGUAGGAACCCCGGCACUCCUCCCUAUACCAUUCAGAGCUCAGAGAAGCAUGUGUAUCAGGCUGGAGAAACGGUGCGCUUCUCCUGCAUGAGUGGGUAUGAGCUCCAGGGUGAGCCUGUUCUCCGCUGUGUCCCCAGACAUCCUUCCAAAUGGAGCCAUCCACCCCCGCUGUGCAAAGCGGUAACACUGGAGUACAUAGAUGAACACAGACUGGAUGUGGCCAGUGCAGAUUUCAGUAUGGAGGGAGCCAGUGUGGCUGUUUCCAUUUUUAUCCCAGUGGCCGUAAUCAUAAUUAUCAUCAUGUCAAUGUAUUUCUACUUUUCAAGAGUGCAAGGCAAGUCUCUACGUCUCUCCAUGUCCACAUCACCACAAUACGAUCACAUCAGAGGAGAGUCAGCUUUUGAAAACCCCAUCUACGAGACUGCAAACAAUGAGGAUACGAGAGAGUACGAAGUCUCCAUUUAAGCUUGUUUUAGCAUGGAGGACCGCAAGCCUUUCUCUGCCUUGUGGAAGAUCUCUCAGUUCCUCUCACAUCUUGUGUAGCCAACUCUGCUCUUAAUCUCACCUACCUUCUCAUCUUUUCCCAUCUGCUGUAAAAAUCACCUUGCUUCUGAGGACUUCCGCAAGCGAAGAGUGGACAACAUGAUAUUAUUUUUGUAGAGCUUCAAUAGCCAUGGCCUAGCAGAAUUGCUUGUACAGUUUUUACCCGUAAUUGAGCCAAAUUAAGGAAUUAAAAAAAAAAAAAAAGACUGAUAAUAGGGGAGUAUAUGUUAUUUAGGAGAUCGAUGUCUCGCUAAACAGAUUUUUUUCUUUUAUUUGUUUUUAAGUGUCGCACUCACAACCCCUCCUGCCCCCUCUCCAAAAAAUUCACAUGUAAAGUUACAUUGUAAGAUUUAAGUAAAUCACAAGCACAGGAAAUAGUUGCACUUGUGAAAUAUAAACAAAAUGAUAUAAAUUUGCAUAUAAUGUAAUUGAACAAAAUACAAAUAAAGUUACGAUUACCUGUUAAUUUUCAGGCAGAAAUGGGUUUCCAUAGCAAUGACAUAAACUACCGUUUAAAAGUUUGGAGUCUGUAAGAUUUUUU
Molecule: messenger RNA, 2731 nt
Organism: Sinocyclocheilus anshuiensis
Lineage: Eukaryota; Metazoa; Chordata; Actinopteri; Cypriniformes; Cyprinidae
Product: seizure protein 6 homolog
Exons: 15
Coding region: 4-2112 (702 amino acids)
Biological process (GO): regulation of dendrite development; regulation of protein kinase C signaling; synapse maturation
Cellular component (GO): dendritic spine; dendritic shaft; neuronal cell body
Source: RefSeq, a predicted model, not a curated record